Myzus persicae (green peach aphid) is the source of this 2438-nucleotide messenger RNA. RefSeq lists its product as uncharacterized. NCBI's taxonomy places the organism in Eukaryota, Metazoa, Arthropoda, Insecta, Hemiptera, Aphididae. The transcript has 2 exons. The record is from RefSeq and is a predicted model, not a curated record. The coding region runs from base 50 to 2179 and encodes 709 amino acids. Gene Ontology annotation, molecular function: zinc ion binding.
AACAUGCUCAAAUUUAUGUGAACACAUUUCCAUAGUACACAAUGUAGCGAUGAAAAAAGAAUGUAAGGACUUUGAUUCACUCCAAGAAUUUAAAAUAUGGAAAAGAAAUGUUGAAAAAGAAGAUCUGUCUUUCUUUGUUGUUCAAAGAGUGGUUGGAAAUAAAACAUAUUAUGCUUGUCAUCGGUCAGGUUCUUCCCGAAAAGAAGGUACAGGUAAGAGAAUGAAAUGGUCAGAAACUUGUAAAACUGGAAAAAUUUGUCCAGCUGGAAUGAUAUUAACAAAUAAUGAAGGUCAAGUGACAGUAGAAUUUAGAAGAACACAUGUAGGCCAUGCAUUAAACAUGAAAUUUUUAUAUCUGUCAAAAGAAGAAAGGGAUGAACUGGCUGGUAGAAUUAAAUCUGGAGUGACUUUUGAACGUAUUUUGGAUGAUAUUCGAAAAUCAGCAUCUACAGCAGAAAGUGUUGAUCGUUUCCAUGCUGUCGACAAACGAGACUUGCAUAAUAUUGUAAGAGAUUAUGAUUUAGACAGAGAUAUUGUACAUACAAAUGAUGCUUUUAGCACAGAAAUAUGGGUGCAAGAACAGAUGUUACUUAAGGAGAAAUCACCAAUAAUAUAUUUUAAAAACCAGGGAUGUGAAAAAGAAGGUCCACUACUGAAAGAAGAUUUUAUGAUUGUAAUUAUGACACUUUAUCAAAAAGAUGUUUUGGUAAAAUACGCGACCGAUCGAAUUUGCAUUGACAGCACCCAUGGAACAACCAGUCAUGACUUUCAGCUUACAACAUUGCUUACUGUUGAUGAAUUUGGAGCAGGUUGUCCAGUAGCAUUUUGUAUAAGUAAUAGAAUUGAUUCGGUGGCUAUGUCAAGAUUUUUUUUGUCUGUAAAAGAAAAAGUAGGUUUAAUUUCAACAAAAGUAUUAAUGUCUGAUGAUACUUCAACAUACAUAAACGCUUGGUCAAAUGUAAUGAUAGAACCACAACAUCAUUUGCUUUGUAACUGGCACGUAGAUAGAAGUUGGAGAAAAAAUCUCAAUAAGAUUAAAUCCCUUACUAAACAGUCAGAAGUAUACAAAGCUUGCCGUACAUUAAUGGAAAUUAUGGAUGUAGACCAGUUCCAAAAUUCUAUGGAAUGCUUUAUCGCAAUGCUUAAAGACGAUGACGAAACAAAAGAUUUUGGUAAUUAUUUUGAAAGUUAUUACUCUCAUAGACCCAAAGCAUGGGCAUUCUGUUAUAGACAUGAUUUAUCUUUGAACACAAAUAUGUAUUUGGAAGCGAUGCACAAGAAAAUAAAAUAUUGUUACAUGCAAGGCAAACAAAAUAGAAGAGUCGACAAAUGUAUUAGUUUGCUGAUGCGCUUCGCUAGGGAUAUGAUGUUUGAAAGGACAAUACGAAUGAUGAAAAAUAAACCUACAUAUCGGAUGGAACAAAUUGCACACAGUCAUCACCAAAGCGUACAUAUUGAAGACAGCAAAAUAACAAAUAUUAACACACACACGUGGCUCGUACAAUCGGCGACAUCAGAUAAAAGUCCAUACUCUGUUACAAUUAAUAACACAGAAAAUUGUAUAGGAUGUCCUUUGGCAUGUCCUAAUUGUCAUGUGUGUGUCCAUCAAUUUACAUGCACAUGUAUUGAUUACAAAAUCAAAGGAAACUUUUGUAAACAUGUACAUGCAUGCAUUCGAGUGUCCAAUAAAAAAUUUGAAAUUUCUAUUGACGAAGACCGAGAAACAUCAGCCUUUGAUGAGCAUAAUCGUAAUGUUGUUGAAGGAGUUCAAAUAAAUUCGGUACAUCCAAAUGAAUCUGUUUCAAUAUCAACUCGCUUUACAGCUCUACUUAAUGCAGCAGUAGGAGUGGCGAAUACUGCAACAGAUGAAGCCAAACUAAAAGGCAUUAAAAAACUUGAAGACCUUGUGCAAAUUUUACAACAGGGUCAAACAAAUCCAAUCAAUUCCGGUUCAUUUUUCCCAAAAGUAUCUAACUUGCCAAGCCACAAAAAUAUUGCGACACAACGUUUUCAUUCUACGAAAAAAAAACAUAAAGCAUCAACUAACAAAUUGACAAAACCAACAGAGGUACAAAAAUCCUCUAUUCUGGAAACGAUUAAUAGUGAAGAGCGAUCGAGCCAAACAAUACAUACUGACUUUGAUCAUGUUUAUUAUGAUGCCUCUUCAAAACCACAAUAACUUGUACUACAUAUACUUAUAUACUACAUACAUAUUAUAAGACAUAGAUGUAUUAAACAUCUUUAAUUUAUUAUUUACUAUACAUAAUUUAUUAAUAUUUUAUACUUUUUUAUACAAUUUUAAUAUUUUUAUUCUAACUUCUAAGUGAUAACUAUUUAAUAUGUGAUAAAUUGAUAAUAUCUGUAUUCUGUGAUAACAUUGUGAUAAGGUGCACGCAUGCGCAUAUUUACCUUGGAACUAGCUGCGGUGAUCCGCUCGU